Molecule: messenger RNA, 1684 nt
Organism: Helianthus annuus (common sunflower)
Lineage: Eukaryota; Viridiplantae; Streptophyta; Magnoliopsida; Asterales; Asteraceae
Product: UDP-arabinose 4-epimerase 1
Exons: 11
Coding region: 194-1444 (416 amino acids)
Biological process (GO): beta-D-galactose catabolic process via UDP-galactose, Leloir pathway
Cellular component (GO): cytosol
Molecular function (GO): UDP-glucose 4-epimerase activity
Source: RefSeq, a predicted model, not a curated record
UAGAAAUAUCAUAAGCCAUAAGGAGAUAUUUUAUUUUGUAUUGAGAAGACAUUCCUCUUUCAAUUUUGACUUUCGAACAGGGCAGGUGGCAUCAUCACCGACUCCUCCAUUCAAAAACCUAGAGAGAGAAACAGCGACGGAGACACUUCUCAAGAAAGUUUAAUAAUUUUACAGUGGGAUUCUUCAUCAACAAAUGUCAAACUUCAACAAGCCAAGAAGUCAGCCAAGGCCUCCAAGAUCCUAUGCUUUAGGAGGUGUGGAUCAUACAGAGCCAAUCAAGAAAAAGAGCUUUGUAAGAAAGAUUGUUUUCGCUUUCAGUCUUGUAGCAUUGUGCAUUUUUAUGCUCAAACAAUCCCCUACUUUCAACAGCCCUAGCCCCUUUUCACGACACGAACCAGGGGUUACUCAUGUUUUGGUAACCGGAGGUGCUGGAUAUAUCGGUUCUCACGCUACAUUACGCCUUCUUAAAGACUCCUAUCGCGUAACCAUAGUGGAUAAUCUAUCGCGUGGAAACAUAGGUGCCGUUAAAGUUCUUCAAGACUUGUUUCCCGAACCUGGGAGACUUCAAUUCAUUUAUGCCGAUUUGGGAGACGCAAAAGCCGUAAACAAAAUCUUUUCUGAAAACGCAUUCGAUGCAGUGAUGCAUUUUGCAGCGGUUGCGUAUGUUGGAGAAAGUACCCUUGAUCCACUAAAGUAUUAUCACAAUAUUACAUCAAAUACGCUGGUAGUAUUGGAGGCUAUGGCGACACAUAACGUUAAUACUCUGAUUUAUUCUAGCACAUGUGCUACUUACGGAGAGCCUGAAAAGAUGCCGAUUACAGAAGAAACUCCUCAGCACCCGAUUAAUCCCUACGGUAAAGCCAAAAAGAUGUCAGAAGAUAUCAUUCAGGAUUUCCAUAAAAACUCCGACAUGGCCGUCAUGAUUUUAAGAUACUUCAAUGUGAUUGGCUCAGAUCCAGAUGGAAGAUUAGGUGAAGCACCGAGGCCCGAAUUACGUGAACAUGGAAGAAUAUCGGGUGCGUGCUUUGAUGCAGCCCGUGGGAUUACCAAGGGGCUAAAGGUUCGAGGAACAGACUAUAAAACGUCAGAUGGGACUUGCAUACGGGACUAUAUCGAUGUUACCGAUUUAGUUGAUGCUCAUGUAAAAGCACUCGAAAAUGCCAAACCCGGGAACGUUGGAAUUUAUAAUGUGGGUACAGGAAAAGGUAGAUCAGUUAAAGAAUUUGUGGAAGCCUGUAAGAAGGCAACAGGGGUCUCAAUUAAAGUAGAAUAUCUGCCACGUAGACCCGGUGACUAUGCUGAGGUGUUCAGUGACCCGUCAAAGAUACGCCGAGAACUUAAGUGGUCAGCGCGGUUCACUGAUCUAGAAAAGAGUUUGCGGGUCGCAUGGAAAUGGCAGAAAUCGCAUCAUAAUGGAUACGAGCCCACGAAAGCUUCAUUUUAACGGUUAAUAUGGAAUUUUGCUGAAGAAUAUGGAUUGAAGAUGGUGGAAAAUUGAAGAUUUAAUUGAUUUUGGGCCGGUUUGAUAAUCAGGUUUAUUAUGAGAAUAGGGGUUGAGGUUUAGGGUAUUAUAUAUGAUUAUUUCCCACAUUUGGGUGGGGUUGUUUGUACCGAUCGGUUUACAUGUAACAGCAAACUGGUUAUUAAAGAGAUCUGAGAAAUAAUGCCUUAUAUUGUAUGUGUA